Messenger RNA from Thrips palmi, 1212 nucleotides. Its product is annotated as pancreatic triacylglycerol lipase-like. The record is from RefSeq and is a predicted model, not a curated record. The transcript has 7 exons. Lineage: Eukaryota; Metazoa; Arthropoda; Insecta; Thysanoptera; Thripidae. The coding region runs from base 132 to 1118 and encodes 328 amino acids. Gene Ontology annotation, molecular function: lipase activity.
CGCGGCCCUGCAGGACCGCCACAGUUCGCAGUGCACUUCGAGACGCUCGCCACACUGGGAAACAGGAAACGCCGCACACCGACCCUCCCGAGACACUCGGGGACUCAGUUCAGCCCGCACAGAGCAGAACGAUGCACGCGACGCUGCUGUGCCUUUGCGCGGCGGUUCUUGGAGCCGCAGCGCAAAGCAGGCUGCUGGACUCAACCGGAAACGUAUUGACGCUCUUCGACGAGUUCUCCAAGAUCCAGUUCACCGUCCUCACUAACUCCCGCAACGCAAGCUUCCCGAUCCACAACGCCUCCGACCUGCUGGCGGACCCCUCCUUCGACGCGUCCAAGCCCACCGUGCUCUACAUCCACGGCUACCUGGAGUCCCAGGACAGCGACAGCGUCGGCAAGAUGGCCCGAGCGUUCCAGAGGCGCGGGGAGCACAACUUCGUCCUGGUCGACUGGAGCCAGUACGUGGGGGCUCCGUACCUCUCUGCCCACCUCCGCGUCACGGCGGCCGGGGCGGCCGUGGCCGGCGCGGUGCACCUCAUGGUGGACAACGGCCUCUCCAGGGAGGGAUUCUGGCCCAUCGGCCACUCCCUGGGCGGCCAGCUGGCCGGCGUCAUGGCCAAGUACCUCAACUUCAAGCCCUACAGGAUCACAGGUAGGCAGUGGGCCAGAAGACCGUUUUGGGUGGACGUGAUCCACACCGACUCCGGGGUGUUCGGCUCGGACCGCAACGAGGGCACCGUCGACUUCUGGCCCAACGGCGGCCGGCGCACGCAGCCGGGCUGCAGUGUAUCGCAGACCGGCAGCCCCUCGGACUCGCUGCUCUUCUGCAGCCACCAGCGCUCCUGGGAGUUCUUCGCCGAGUCCGUCAACGACGAGACCGCCUUCCCCGCCGUCAGCUGCCGCUCCUGGCUCGCCUUCCAGCGCGGCUCCUGCCCGCCCAACGACUCCAACGUCGUGUACAUGGGCUUCCCCGCGCCCGCCGCUCACCAGAGGGGCGUCUUCUACCUGCGCACCGGCGGCGUGUCGCCCUUCGGCCUGGGCGAGGAGGGAGACCGCCCGGAGAAGGUGGUCGUCGCAGCCACGUCCACGACCACAGAGAGCACCGGAAGACUCGGGUGACUUUCUCACAGGCGCCGCCAGGCCUUCAUCGACUUUCGCAUCAUGACGGGUGAAUCGGUUUACGAGUAAAGAUUAAACGGGUUCAAUCGUAAAA